Messenger RNA from Blastomyces gilchristii SLH14081, 2104 nucleotides. RefSeq lists its product as uncharacterized. Bases 1466 to 1837 code for a protein of 123 amino acids. The transcript has a single exon. The record is from RefSeq and is a predicted model, not a curated record. NCBI's taxonomy places the organism in Eukaryota, Fungi, Ascomycota, Eurotiomycetes, Onygenales, Ajellomycetaceae.
CCGAAAAUAAUCCUUUUUUUUUUUCUUUUUGUUUCUGACGGACGCAUCCUAUCAGGAACGGGAGGUAGACGGGCGCUACUGCUCCCAUGUUUCCUCUUCUGAUCGCGCUCAUCUGCGUGUCUCUGGCUUCUACCAGCACGAGAGGUUGAACAUGCUGAAGUGGUGUGAUGUUCAGAGUUCCAUCAGAGAAAGUCUCUGCAUUCCAAGUCUCCCCCCAUCGCUUGGAGAAAUCGUCGCGAAGGAAAGAUCUUCGAGGAGGUCAUUCAGGCAGAUUCCGGACCAAGGGUGGACACGCGCUACUCGUCUUACGCACAGUACUAUGAGAACCAGACUAAAAAAAAAAAAUUUAAAAAAAAUAAAAAGAAAAAGAAAAAGAAAAAGAGAGAGAGGUAUCUGAUUUCAGAUUGCAGGGGUUGGUUGUGCUUACGCUCCAUCACUAUUAUUAUUGCAAUUUGCUAUCACCCUCCGUACUUCGCUACGCCCGAGCACUCGACACGAUUGCUGUUUUAAUUUUCUAUCAACCAUUGCCCUUGCACUUUGCUCAUACUCAUUGAAUGGUGCCAGCGACUGCCGAGGAGAUGCUCGUGGGCGGAGACAAGAGGGGGAAAAUGGAGGAGAAAGAGCUGCGAUGCGGCUUCAACCAUUCAUCGCCGAUGGAGACUGGGUUAAACUAGUGUAUGGUAUGGAGACGGUGGAGAAGAGCGGAGACACACAGUCGCAUUUUGUCCAGAGGGCUGCUUCCAGUGUUAAAUUGCGAGCUAAAGAUAAGAUAAUCUAGAUCUGGAUCGGUUCAGCGACUUUUAUUACUGUUCCUUUGCAGCGGUGAUAUCGCGCAGUGAUAAGAGCGAGCGACACAUUUGGCUGUGACAGAAUAAUACGCCGUGGAUAUGGGACUGGCGUUUUUGUCCAAUUUUUUCUCUUGCUAAAACAUUUGAUGGAUUUGCGAAAAAUCCCGAGUUAAACGGGGCCCGCGGUGCAAGGGAAGCAAAGCGCGUUGCUGAGGAAUGAGGGGAGAGAGAUAUAGAUCCGUGCUAACGACGACCUUUGCUCGAUUUUGGCUUUUGUCCUAUUUUUUUUUCCCGUAUGCCAUAGUUCAUAUCUCUAAUCUCGAGGUAUCUGGCUUCUAGCAUAUUCCUGGAAGUUAUCCCCAAGAACCACAAACCUGGAUCACAUUAACUCAUGCGUUGACUUCGGCCCGCUAUGAACCCUUUCUUGACAAGGCAUGGAACAGCAUUCCGCCUUUCGUAUCCCUGGAUGAAUGUGUGAACUUUAAUCGAACUACUUCGGAUUAUUAGCCACAUCCGGGCAGGGAGGACAACCAAAUAUUCAAUAUGUAGCGUACAUGGGACGGACAGAUUCAAGCCUGCUCUGAGUGUGUGAUUAUUGUGUUUUCAGCUGCCGCUGUUGCUUUUAGAGCAUCUCAAUAAAGCAUACAUCCUCCGUCUUCGUUGCUACGCAGCGUACUAUGUACUUGUGCAAACAUGCAAUAAUAACUAUAGUUGGAGUCGAAGAAACAAACGCGCUUGGCAAAAUGCAAAGGAAAAGCCAAGGAAAAAGAAAAGCAAAGAAAAAAGCCGUUCAGCACUCGCAUCAUCCCAUCCAUCCCAUCCCCAAGGACCCCCAACCCCCUUCCAUCCAACCAUUCGACACACCCUGUGCAGCGGCAUGGGAGGCCCGCAAGCAAGCAGGAAAGUUUCCUUUCGGUGCGGCUAGUUACAGGGGAUCUCCUGCUAGGCUGCUUCUUCUUCCCCAGCACGUACCCGUCAAUAUCCACAGUACCACGGAAUUAACCCGAAUUCCAAGUCCCAUUCAGAUUUCCCAUUGCAGUUUAAAAUAACUAGUUGACUGGACGAUGCAAAGAAUUCCGAAAAGAAGCAGAGAAGAGAGAAAGGAAACGGCUUUCCAAAAAGCCCCGUCAUUCAUUCACUUUCAACAUAUGAAACAAGAUUGCCCGCCCAUUAUCGUUUUUCGAGUCAUGACAUCGCACCAGAGGUUCGACUGUACCCGCUCCCCGUAACUACUCGUACGGAGCAUGUGCUCAGAAGAGCGACUCCGUCGGCUGCAAUUCUGAUACGUGAUGGGUGCCGCCGCCACAACAUCCGAA